AUGAAUCUGAGAAACAUAACAAUCGCAACUUUAGCGAGCCUAUGUCUAGUUAGUGGGUACAAGGCUCCAACCAAGAGGCUCACCACUACACUGCUCUCGAGGCUAAUGCCAAACUGGACCCCUAGACACCAGGCCAAUUUUGCGCUCUAUGUACCUACAUGUUCAGUCGUAAAGAGCUAUCCAUACUCAACGUCCCCGACUAUACGUGUCUAUGGAAUCACAAAAAACUAUUCGGCUGUUCUGACUGGAUAUCCGGUAAACAGCUCCAUGGAUCCGGGAAAACAAGUACCUUGCGGCAAAAAUAAAAGAAACUGCGGAGGACUGCAGAACCGCGGCGUACUUUACGGGUGGACAGACAAAGUCAGACCCGCACUCACUGGAAGGUCAUCAUUCGUCUUUUACACUGACUACACCCUGCAAAAGCCGAAAGAAGGAUCAAGCGCAGAAUACUGCGUACACAUUUACUCACCACCCGUCGGAAAAAUUGAGGCAAUCAAUAGAGCCAUUGGAGCAGGGGCCAGAGAUCCAAGCAGAAACUUUGGCUCCGACGAAAGACUAGAGAGAAUCAUACUAGGCGCUUCAAAGGGAAAAACCAAAAAAAUUGCGGCCUGCUGUUUUUUACUCCAUGGAUAA
This is a messenger RNA of Theileria equi strain WA, 633 nucleotides long. Its product is annotated as signal peptide containing protein. The record is from RefSeq and is a predicted model, not a curated record. Lineage: Eukaryota; Apicomplexa; Aconoidasida; Piroplasmida; Theileriidae. The transcript has a single exon. Bases 1 to 633 code for a protein of 210 amino acids.